Molecule: messenger RNA, 2586 nt
Organism: Carassius auratus (goldfish)
Lineage: Eukaryota; Metazoa; Chordata; Actinopteri; Cypriniformes; Cyprinidae
Gene: suds3
Product: SDS3 homolog, SIN3A corepressor complex component
Exons: 12
Coding region: 121-1101 (326 amino acids)
Source: RefSeq, a predicted model, not a curated record
GGCCUACCUUCCAUUGAAAAAAAGAGGCUCGAAUCCAGACUGAAAACGUUGUCGUUGAUGCAGUGUGAUUGUUUACACACAAGCAUUUCCUGCAAUAUUAUCAGUUUUUGAAUAUAAUAAAUGGCCUCGACUUUACUGUCACCCAUGGUGGAUUAUUAUAACGACGAGGAGGAGCUAGACAGUGUGGAUGAAGAUGAAGAUCGCAGUUUCAGAGGAAGAGACUCGGAAGAAGACACGGAAGAUGCCAGUGAAACAGAUCUGGCCAAACAUGAUGAGGGCGAUUAUGUUGAAAUCAAAGAACAGAUGUAUCAGGACAAACUGGCAUCCCUGAAAAGACAGCUCCAACAACUGCAAGAAGGCACGCUGCAGGAGUACCAGAAGAGAAUGAAGAAGCUUGAUCAGCAGUAUAAAGAGAGACUGCGUAAUGCUGACCUCUUUCUACAACUUGAGACAGAGCAGGUGGAAAGGAACUACAUCAAAGAGAAGAAAGCAGCGGUGAACGAAUUUGACGAUAAGAAAGUGGAACUGAAAGAAAACCUUAUUGCAGAGCUGGAAGAGAAGAAGAAGAUGAUCGAGAACGAGAAAUUAACAAUGGAGCUGACAGGAGAUUCCAUGGAGGUGAAACCUAUUAUGACCCGGAAGCUCCGGAGACGACCCAAUGAUCCUGUGCCCAUUCCAGACAAACGGAGAAAGCCGGCACCUGCCCAGUUAAACUAUUUACUCACUGAUGAACAGAUCCUGGAGGAUCUAAGAACAUUAAACAAGCUUAAAUCUCCGAAAAGACCAGGUAUGGACGUUUUGUCUUUUAGAGCGUCCCCGUCUUCUCCAGAGCACCUCCCAUCCACUCCAGUGGACACCCCAUCCCAGCGUUAUGAGGCACGGAUAGAGGAGGGGAAACUCUACUAUGAUAAGAGAUGGUACCAUAAAAGUCACACAAUCUAUCUGGAGUCCAAGGAGAACACCAAGAUCAGCUGUGUCAUCAGCUCUGUGGGGACCAAUGAGAUCUGGGUGAGAAAGACAAGCGACAGUACAAAGAUGAGGAUCUAUUUAGGGCAGCUGCAACGAGGGGCCUUCAUCAUUAGACGCCGGUCAGCUGCAUAGACGUCACUCUUCCUCAUCUUCUUCUCUUUCAUGUGUGUGUGUGUGUGUGUGUGUGUGUGUGUUUUUAAACAAACAUUUUAAAACUCUUCCUGUUUUACGAACACAUCUACUACACAUUGAAGCAUGAUAUUUCUUCCUGUCUCUCAUCUUAUUUUGCUAUCACUCUCUCACAUAUGAUAUAGAUAUUGCCAAAGUAUAUCAUGAAAUGUCUAACGUUUAUCUUUAUUUUUGCAUUUUCUUUCUGUAUGAACUUUGCAUUGUACAUGUAAUGCAGUCACAACGUCUGAGGUAAUGUUUAACCUUUUACUGUUUUAUUUCAAAGAGCUCUCUACGAUGAAGCGAGUAGACAACAAUACAUUUUGGCGCUAUAUUGUAUUACCAGUAAGGCAUUUUCAACUGUUAUUUUGUUGUUGUUUUUUUUUUUUUUUUGUAUAUGUAAUGCCAUAAUCUGUUCUCUCCAUGCACUUGAAAGUGUAGAGUUUCUAAUUACUUUGCGUGUUUUAAUUUUGUAUUCAGUCGAAUUUUAAAUAAAUUUGGCUCAUACAGUACAAAACAACAUUUAUUUCUUCAGAAUAGUUUUCUUCUUCUUCCCUUUAACAAUACUGUAAGUUGACUCGUUUUUAAUGCCCUUAUACAUGCAUGUAUAAUGAGAAGCAUUCAUUUGCAUUCGUAUUUAUGUUCCUGGCAGAAGAUUUCUUUUUUUUAUAUAACAACUAAAUUUCAGCAGGUUGCUAAGAUGUUCAUAGUGCCUAAAUAUACCAACUUCUCAAGAUUUUUAUUAUUUUGGGAAUGCAUACUGUUAAAUUUUUUUAACAAGAAGAAAUAGUUCACCCAAAAAUGCAAAUUCCAGAAUUAAGAUACUUUUAAUAAUAUUAUAAUAUUGCUUUCUGAAGUGAACAGUUUAUCUCAUCUGAAAUAUAUUUGCACAGAUCAAGCACCAUUUAGCAAAAACAAUCCAAACAGUUCGAAACGGAUACAUUUUAAUGAGAAGACAACAGGGGAUGGAAGCUCCACUGGAGGAAGCUUUAUUAUGGAUUGUGGACUAGUAUUUUAGCUGGAAGUGAGUGUUUAAAGUUAAAACUCUUUUAAAUGGGGGUUGUUUCUUACAAAUUUUUAUUUUUGGGUGAACUGUUCCUUCAUUUCAUGGGAGGCCAUUUCUCAUUUGCAUAUACAGUAAUUGAAAUUGUUUAAACAUUGUUGAAUGCCCAACUGUUGCUUCAAAUGGCCAAUUUUUCAUGAAAAUUGAUGCCUUAAGGUCACUUACUAUCAUUGGCAGUGUAAAUAGAAAAUGUUUGUUCGCUUUCAUACAGAUGAUCUUAGCAGAAGAUUUAUUACCAAGGCAAGUUACAGGAAGAUGUUACAAUUACAACAGGUUUACUGCAAUUACUUCUGAUGUCCUGUCAUUUUCCUGGCAUAUUGAUUUGUUGUUGUUGUUUUUUACAUUUCCUCUAUAAAAGACAGCCGAUUCUCCGGUACAAAACUCAA